Penicillium canescens is the source of this 2310-nucleotide messenger RNA. RefSeq names its product M28 family metallopeptidase. Bases 1 to 2310 code for a protein of 769 amino acids. The transcript has 3 exons. Gene Ontology annotation, molecular function: carboxypeptidase activity. The record is from RefSeq and is a predicted model, not a curated record. NCBI's taxonomy places the organism in Eukaryota, Fungi, Ascomycota, Eurotiomycetes, Eurotiales, Aspergillaceae.
AUGCCGUACUCAGAGACGACCCCUCUGCUAGAGGUCCAUGUCGCUCCUCAGCGGCAUCGAUACCCACAUCAUGCCCUCCGUCGAGCUUGUACUAUCUCCCUUGCAGCUUUGCUUGUUUUGGCAGGAACUCUGUUCCUGAUUCCCAUCGCCAUUCUGCCUCGAGAGCAUGGCUCAAUUUGGUCAUACCUCCCGUGGUCUCACCCAAUCCCUCACGAUGCAUGGCCAGAAAGCUAUGGCCUUCCCUACGAUCAGCUCCAGCAGAUCCUCCUCAAUGUUCCAUCUGCAGCCAAGGCUCGUGAGUGGAGCAACUACUAUACUGCGGGACCACACUUGGCGGGUAAGAACCUGUCCCAAGCUCUUUGGACUAUGGAGAAGUGGAAAGAGUUUGGUGUCGAGGAUACCAGCCUCGCCGCAUAUGACAUUUACAUCAAUUACCCGGUUGAUCACCGUCUGGCUCUACUGAACCAGUCUGAUGGGAAGACCGAGGUUACCUUCGAGGCUACAUUGGAGGAAGAUGUCUUGGAAGAGGAUCCCACCUCCGGUCUGCCUGACCGUGUCCCGGUCUUCCAUGGCUAUUCUGCUACCGGCAAUGUGACCGCCCAGUAUGUGUAUGUCAACUUCGGCACAUACGCGGACUUCGAGGACCUCGUCAAUUCCAACAUCACCUUAGAGGGCAAGAUUGCUAUUGCCAAGUAUGGCCGCAACUUCCGUGGCUUGAAGGUGAAGCGUGCUCAGGAACUCGGAAUGGUUGGUAUUGUCAUCUACUCUGAUCCUCAAGAAGACGGAGAGAUCACCGAAGAAAAUGGCUACGAGGCUUAUCCCAAUGGACCGGCCCGAAACCCAAGUGCUAUCCAGAGAGGUAGCACUCAAUUCUUGAGUAUCCUUCCUGGUGACCCCACAACCCCGGGCUACCCAUCGAAGCCUGGAUGUGAACGGCAGGAUCCGUAUAACUCCAUUCCUUCAAUCCCAUCUCUGCCCAUCUCUUACAAGGAGGCGUUGCCUUUCUUGAAGGCCCUCAACGGGCACGGUCCCAAGGCGUCCGACUACAAUGAGUGGUGGCAGGGCGGUGGUCUUGGCUACAAGGGCGUCGAAUACAACAUUGGACCCUCACCCGAAAAUGUAGUCAUCAACCUCCACAACCACCAGGAUUAUGUGACCACCCCAUUGUGGAACGUCAUUGGCGUAAUCAAGGGUCACAUCCCAGACGAGGUCGUAAUCCUGGGUAACCACCGUGACGCAUGGGUAGCCGGUGGUGCUGGUGAUCCAAACAGUGGAUCUGCUGCCCUCAAUGAAGUUGUUCGCAGCUUUGGUGAGGCUCUCAAGGCCGGAUGGAAGCCAUUGCGCACUAUUGUCUUUGCAAGCUGGGAUGGCGAGGAAUAUGGCUUGCUAGGCUCCACCGAAUGGGUUGAGGAAUAUCUCCCCUGGCUCUCCGAAGCUAACAUUGCGUACUUGAACGUCGAUGUGGCUGCCGCUGGCACUAUCUUCGAGCCCCGAGCCAGUCCCCUCCUGAACAAGGUCAUCAAUGAUGUCACCGGCCUGGUACAGUCCCCCAACCAGACCGUUCGAGGCCAGACAGUCCGCGAUGUGUGGAGCGGCAAGAUUGCAACAAUGGGCAGCGGCAGUGAUUUCACUGCCUUCCAGGAUUUCGCCGGUGUUGCCAGUCUUGACUUCGGCUUUGGUCGUGGGAAGAACGACCCGGUAUACCACUACCAUUCGAACUACGACAGCUUCGCGUGGAUGGACAAGUAUGGUGACCGAGGCUUCCUGUACCAUCAAGCCUGCACACAGCUCUGGGCUCUGGCCGCCGCGCAGUUGGUGGAAUCCCCUCUGCUUGCGCUGAACGCCACCGACUAUGCUUCUGGAUUGGGGUCCUACCUGAACCACAUUAAGCCCUCGGCGGACAACCUCCCUGGGAACACAGGAUUCCACUUCGCGCCUCUGGAUAGAGCCAUUCUGGAGUUCCAGGAAGCCGCAAAGGCUUUCGACGCGUAUUCCGCUGACUUGUCAUCCCAGCUUAGUGAAGAUGUGCCAUGGUAUCACUGGUGGAAGAAGGUGAGACUGUGGUUCCAGAUUCGGGCUACCAACAAGAAAUACAAGAGCAUUGAACAAGCCUUCUUGUACCAGCCCGGUCUGGAUGGCCGUGAGUGGUUCAAGCACGUUGUGUUUGCCCCUGGUAUCUGGACUGGUUAUGCUGGAGCUACUUACCCUGGCUUGGUGGAGAGUCUUGAAGCCGGAGAUGUGGAGAACGCCAAGAAAUGGGGCUCUAUCAUUCUGGGACGGAUCGAGGCGGCGACUAAGUUGUUGCAGUAG